GGCAAGCGAACGAAUUAUUUUGUUGAAGGUCGACACUGAUCAUGCAUCAAUCUACGCAUACUAGAAAUUGUUUCUGUACUAGCACGACGAGAAUCAUCAAGCGAUUUCAAGACCAGAGGAACAAUUUUUCUCGUGGUCACGACGAUUUCUGUCGAUUGAGUAAAAGUUUGAACAAGGUCUACUUCUAGGGACGACUAACAAAAACACCGACAUCAACGAAAUGUCCUCCUCCGAGCAGCAAGACAGUUCCUCUCGGCGUGACGACCGUAGAGCCCGGUCCAGAUCUCGGUCCCCCCGGGUGGGGAGUAAGUCGAGCAGCAACGCCUUAGACAAGCGAGAAAACAACCGUCCGCAGCAUUCGCUCUCCACCACGGCCAACAGCAAAUACGACACUUCGAACUUUUACGUCCGCUACUACGUCGGCCACCGCGGGAAAUUCGGGCAUGAGUUUUUGGAAUUUGAACUGCGCAGCAACGGCCGGCUGCGCUACGCGAACAACAGCAACUACAAGAACGACACCAUGAUUCGGAAGGAAGCGCAUGUCACGAAGGCGGUGAUUGUAUCAUAUGUACAUAGGUCCCCACCCCAGAGUCAACAAUGAUUGGGAACUUAGCAACACAAACCCAGAAGUUUUGGGAGCCACGCAUGACAAGUUGCGGUCCAUAGUGUGCUAGUGCAUGGAAGUAAAAAUGUGACAACCGCAUCAGAAAUGCAUCUGCUUAUCCUGUUUAGAGCAUUGCAAAUUCCAUCAAAACGUGAUUGGAAAUGCCUCGUCUCAUGGAGAGGCGCAUUACAAAUGUUCCUGUAACGUCAAAUCUGCAUGACAACCAUGGGGUGGGGACGUUGUUACUCAGGAUAGAUUGAAACUCUGCUGAAAAUCGUGGUCGACUCGGAUAUUUUGACCUGCGACGAUGACAAAUGGCCGGAACCGGACCGGGUGGGGCGACAGGAGCUGGAGAUUAUUCACGGCCGCGAUCACAUCUCCUUCACCACCAGUAAAAUCGGGUAUGACAGUGCACAACUUCCCCUCCGUCUCAUUUGUAUAGCUUGAACGGCAAUACAAGCGCCAGCGAGAACGCAGGUUUUGCAUGGAAAAUUUGCACAGGAUUAUAGUGCUGUUUCAGUUUCCAGAACUUGUCAUGCAAACAGUGCCAAGAGGCACAGCCUUGGUUGGGCAUUUCACAUGACAAAUGAGAGGGAGGGAGGGGGUUGUGCACUGUUAUAUCGGGAAGAUCAAGGAAGUCCACGAGUCGAACGACAAGGACGGGCUGGAGAAGUUUUACUACCUCGUGCAGGACUUGAAGUGCUUCGUUUUUUCCUUGAUGUCUUUGCACUUCCGCAUUAACCCGGUGUCGAAGGCGGUCUGAUGCAGGAGCUCUACUUGAGGCGAUUUAAAUACAAUCCGACGAGAGAAAGGACCACUUGUAGUAUUUGGACUUACAACCACCACGGAGGUAGAGGUUUGAUCGGAAGAGGUGUUGUGUUGACGGUGUUGUUGAGCUAGAAGAGAACAAAGAUGAUGUUGCCGCUUUCAACAUCUAAACGACACGCAGACCAAGAACCGCGCAACAUCAGCAGGAGCCAAAAAUUAGCUGCAGGUUUGCCAACUGGGAGGUGGCCAAGGAUUAAUACGGUCGCUUGCUUUAUUACCAAUAAAACUGAAGCAGGGAAGACUCUUCAGCAUCUGCUUCUGUCGUGGCGGCCCUUCUAUCAUGUCACCGUGCUAGAACUCACUGUCACUUUCGAACCACACUACUAGAAGUACAUCUCCUCGCGAUCGCCCCUGUUUUGAUGCUUUCCAGAAAAAAGUAUG
Molecule: messenger RNA, 1813 nt
Organism: Amoebophrya sp. A120
Lineage: Eukaryota; Dinophyceae; Syndiniales; Amoebophryaceae
Source: the annotation of a GenBank genome assembly